AAGCAAUUCCGAACCGGGGCUAGCGGGGCCCGGGGAAGCUGCCGUGCCAAGCGUUUGUGGGGGUGCGCCUGGACAACAUUGAACCGCACCAGCAUCAUCGUCAUCAUCUCAAUUGAUGGCCCACCACGACUCACAGAUGUCCAUGUGCCCAGGCCGUACUUCAUACCGAUCCUCUGCUACCGCAAGUUGCUCAUGCGAGGCUUUCCACCAGACGCCUUUCAAGGCACCGUUCCUGACAACUCGAGAGACUGGGCCGUGUGGCGGUGCGGUGAGUAACACAUUAGACGCUAGGCCUGGAGUGGAGGCGGUGAGUGAUGGUGAUACCAGUACACAGCACAAGCUGGCGCCUCAUUGCAGGCAACGACCUCCAACUGGUCCACGGAUUUCCCGCCUCCAUGCUUGGCCCAGACUGAAAGCCCCCGAGCCGCGCCGUGACACUCUUGUGCAAACCAUCCAUCCUCAACCUCCCUCAUUUCUUCCUUCUCCCUCUUCACCUCUGUAUCUUCACUGUGCUUCUAGUUCCUUGAUCCACCCCACCUCUUAUCUCAAGCUUACCCUCCAACCCCACAGCUACUGGUUCCACUUCACCCCGGAACUGCAGCUGCCUCAAACCGACGUGACCGUUAUCGAUAAGGAGCAGGCACCUCUCUGCCCUCUAUAUCAACACCACCACCACAGCUUCUACCCGACUUCACACCCUACCUUCUAAGCAGCUCCCUCUUCUGGGCCUCGAGCUGAACUCUCGAGCAGCGUCCUUUCAGCACCAAACGAUCCAUACAUGUGCUACCAUACUCCUCCCUCGCAGCCAUGAGUGUCACCACUUCGGCCGCGGCUAUCGAUCCGCCGUCGCUUCUGUUUGGGCAGCCUUCA
This is a messenger RNA of Westerdykella ornata, 870 nucleotides long. RefSeq lists its product as uncharacterized. NCBI's taxonomy places the organism in Eukaryota, Fungi, Ascomycota, Dothideomycetes, Pleosporales, Sporormiaceae. The transcript has 2 exons. The record is from RefSeq and is a predicted model, not a curated record. The coding region runs from base 116 to 709 and encodes 197 amino acids.